AUGUCGGACGAGAAAUACGAAACUACUGAGCAGCGCGAAUAUGCGCCACCGGCCGCAAACAUGUCGGCUGGUCGCUACCUCGCCACGCGCAUUCCAACUCUCAAGCCUGCGCACGACAAGGUCGCCAACCCGAUCGCCCUCUUGCGCAUGCUAAACUUACAACAAUGGCUCUUCUUCCUGGUAGCUUUUUUCGCCUGGACUUGGGAUGCGUUCGACUUCUUCACCGUAUCUCUCACUGUUUCGGAUCUUGCCGAAACGUUCGGGAAAACCAAAGCUGAUAUUACCUGGGGUAUCACACUGGUGCUCAUGCUGCGGAGUGUGGGUAGUAUCAUCUUUGGUCUAGCAGCGGAUCGCUAUGGGAGGAAGUGGCCUUUCAUUGUCAACAACGUGCUCUUCAUCAUACUGGAAUUGGGUACGGGGUUCUGCUCUACUUACAAUCAGUUCCUGGCAGUAAGAGCUUUGUUUGGUAUUGCCAUGGGCGGGUUGUACGGCAACGCUGCUGCGACCGCUCUUGAGGACUGCCCCGAACAAGCUCGUGGUAUCAUCUCCGGCAUGUUACAACAGGGCUACGCAUUCGGCUACCUACUUGCCACUGUCUUUGCGCGCGCCUUCGUCGACACCGUCGGUCAUGGGUGGAGACCACUGUUCUGGUUUGGGGCCGGCCCACCAGUCCUAAUCAUCAUCUUCCGGCUCUGUCUCCCAGAAACACAAGCUUACCUCGAGCGUAAGCGGAUACGUGAAGAACAACCCAACGCUGCCAAGGUCUUUGCUCAGGAAGGCAAGGUUGCUCUGAAGCGCCACUGGCUCCUCCUUGUGUACCUCGUCUUGCUCAUGGCGGGCUUCAACUUCAUGUCACACGGAAGUCAGGACCUCUACCCCACCAUGCUGAGCAAUCAGUACAACUUCUCCUCCAACCAGGUGACCGUCACCCAAGUAGUCGCCAACCUUGGCGCCAUGACCGGCGGUACUGUCGUCGGCUAUUGCUCUUCCAUCUUUGGUCGCCGCAUCAGCAUAAUCGUCAUGUGUGUUAUCGGCGGCGCUCUUCUCUACCCCUACACAUUCACUUCCAGCGAAGCCGUUAUCGCAGCAGCAUUCUUCCAACAAUUCUGCGUUCAGGGUGCUUGGGGUGUCAUUCCCAUCCACCUCAUGGAGCUGUCUCCCGGAUCGUUCCGAACUUUCGUUGUUGGCACAUCGUAUCAACUCGGAAACCUUGCCUCUUCUGCUUCAUCAACCAUCGAAGCGACGAUUGGUGAGAGAUUUCCACUUCCACCCAAAGGCAAGACCAGCAGGUACAAGUAUGGGUUGGUGAUUUGCAUUUUCAUGGGGUGUGUGUAUGCGUAUGUUAUCCUGCUCACGGCGUUGGGACCAGAGUAUAGGGGGAAGAACUUUGAUGUGGCUGCUGAUGAGGAUAUGGCGGUCGUGACGGGGGCGGAUGAGGGCAAGUAUGGUAGGAGACAGGAUAGUGAAGAUGCGGAGACUAGGGGACAUGUGUAG
This is a messenger RNA of Alternaria atra, 1494 nucleotides long. RefSeq lists its product as uncharacterized. Lineage: Eukaryota; Fungi; Ascomycota; Dothideomycetes; Pleosporales; Pleosporaceae. Gene Ontology annotation, cellular component: plasma membrane. The transcript is spliced from 2 exons. Gene Ontology annotation, biological process: plasma membrane lactate transport. The coding region runs from base 1 to 1494 and encodes 497 amino acids. The record is from RefSeq and is a predicted model, not a curated record. Gene Ontology annotation, molecular function: secondary active monocarboxylate transmembrane transporter activity.